This is a messenger RNA of Caenorhabditis remanei, 996 nucleotides long. RefSeq lists its product as uncharacterized. The transcript is spliced from 5 exons. The record is from RefSeq and is a predicted model, not a curated record. NCBI's taxonomy places the organism in Eukaryota, Metazoa, Nematoda, Chromadorea, Rhabditida, Rhabditidae. Bases 1 to 996 code for a protein of 331 amino acids.
AUGUAUCUCUUCUCGAUCGUCAAUACUUUUGCCGAUUUGGCAAUCUUCUGGUUGCAUGUAUCGGUGACUCGUAAUGAAGAUCGUGAACAUCCUCUGGCUUUAUUCGUUUCCUAUUCAACUGCCCCGUAUUUCUUCAAUCUUUUUCCAAUCAUCAUGAAUUCGGCUCUUUUCGGUGUGGACAUUUCUCAGAUGAAAGAUAUCAAGGAGGCAAUGAAAACGUUCGAUUACAUCUUUUUCCGUGACUCCGUUUUCAAGUCUCUCAUGCUCUGCUCGUACAUCUUUCUCGUCAUCUGGGGAGGUGUUCUGAUGGCUUGUGGUUUGAUCUGUUGUAUUAAAAGAGAUAGGAGAAUGUCAAAGUGUGAAUUGACAAUGCGUAUCGGAAUCCCAUGUGCUCUCGGACUCAUUUUCAGCAUGUCGUUUUACAACGGAAUAUUUGAUAUUCAUGACAAGAUGAGACAUAUUGCCAAUAUUCCAUUCCUUUUCCUUCAUAUUGGACAUUUCCUUUUCAUCUUGACUCUUUUGUACGGAGCAAUGACUAUCAAGAAUAUCAAUGACCCAUCUGCUGACCAAUCAGAUGCCAUUCGUCAAUUCCAAUCACUUCAAAUCUUCGGUAUCAUUGUAUCUGUUCCACUGUGCUACAUGGAAUUCCAAAUGUUCUCAUCCCACUCUCCUCGCUUCAUGUUCUCUGAAUACGAAUCCUUCGUCCGUCUGAUCUUUCUCGCCUCUGUUCUUCUUCUUGAGCCUUUCAACAGCCGUUUCCGUUUCCGUGAGCGCUUCUACCGUACCACCCACGAGUCUCCAAUUGGUCCUGCUCCAGAAGCUGUUCAAGUGGUCAAAUCAAUCCCGAAAAAGAUGAACAUCGAUGACAUGCCACCCAACUACGAAAAUGCUCCACCAGCUUACGAGUCUGCUCAGAAUCUCCCUACGACUUGGACUAUCACACCACCUUCAAAGGAAUAUACUGGAGCUCAAAUCACUCCAGUCGAGGCCAAAUAA